AACUUGCUGUAACCCUCCGUGCUAGCAUUAGUUCGUGGCCCUCCCUGCAACGUUCGUCCUUCCCCCGUUUACUAAAUGUAGUACCACCAACUCGAGAUCCGCGCGUCUCUGCCCCAACCCGCUUGUGACCAGCAUCGCGCGUCUCCUCUUCUUCUUCGUUUCCGCUGUCAUGAAGAAGCAUCAUCAUCUGCUGCUGCUGCUGCUGCUGUUCACCUGCUGGACGCAUCGCAGCACAGUGGUGACGGCGCGGCGAAUCCAGAGCGCAGACUUCAAAGUGUUGCUACAGCUGGUGGAAGUGUGGGGGAGCUUCCCCGACAGCAAGACGUGGUCGACGAACAGCGACUGCUCCACAGUGCAGGGCAUCACAUGCGAUGCUGAUGGCUAUGUGGUCUCCCUGUCAACAUCUGGCAACUCGUUUUUUGCGAUCAUUCCAGACGCCAUCAGUGGGCUGCAGCACCUUACACUCCUAUCCGUUACAUCCAGUGGUCUAGCGGGCCCCCUGACCCCCGCCCUCUUCAGUCUGCCGCUUCUCAAGGCCGUCGACUUGAAUGACAAUAACCUGAUGGGUGUUAUACCAGACGACAUCAGCAAGCUCUCACGCCUCACGUACUUGAACCUCCAUGACAAUAUUUUCAAGAAGCCCAUACCCGAGUCACUGUCUCGCCUCAGCCAACUGAUCACACUGAACCUGGGAAUGAACAUAUUUCUCCAAACCAUCCCGUCUGCUAUCAGCUCUAUCACUACCCUCCAGACACUGGUCCUAAGUGCGAGCGCUUUUCUUGGAACCAUUCCGGAUUGGCUUUCCACAAUGCCCAAUCUGAUGAGCUUCGAGGCACAAGCGAAUCUUCUGGAGGGCACCAUACCAGCCUCUCUUGGCCGCCUGACCCGGCUUACCACACUCAACAUGGGAAGGAACUCUCUUGAGGGGUCUAUUCCUGAAGAGUUGGGCAACCUAGUGAGCCUUGAAGAGCUCAUGCUUGAAGUAAGCCACCUGAAUGGAACUAUUCCUGCCUCUUUGGGAGCACUGAAUCGGCUCAGCAUCCUGCAGUUGGCUUGGACAAACAUAUCUGGGACGUUGCCUUCAUCAAUUGGAAGCCUCACUCGGCUUGAUGUUCUGUACCUGGAGAGCAUGCGGCUCACUGGCACUAUCCCCAGAUCGUACUCGAACCUCCAGAGUCUUGGCCUCCUUAUAUUGAACAGGAACUCUCUCUCAGGCGAUGUGUACAGCAUCACCAGUACCAUGACCAACCUUCUCACACUUGACGUGUCCACCAACCAGUUCACGGGCCGGCUCCCAGCACCCCCGUCGCCCCGCCUGCAGUUCUACUUCACGCACCGUUGCUUCUUCUCCCACGGUGCUGUCGUGCCGCCGAAAUCCAACCGCACCUUCUACGCCAACAUCUUUGGCAACUGCCUGCCCAACACCACUACUGUUGAAGGGGAGUACGGCCACCAGAGGAGUGCAGAGGAGUGCGCCGCCUUCUGUGGCCUUCCUGCUGGGGACGCCAGGCCGCUAUGCAGUGGGCAUGGCGUGUGCUCGUACAUUGCUUCCGUGCAAGAAUCAGCGUGCAUCUGCGAUAGCAACUUCGACAACCAGGCUGGACCCCACUUCUGCACCUACAGCGUCCUGCCUUCAACCGAGUCGUCCCAGUCAACGCCGGUCUCCCUGUCUGCUGCAGCGACUCAGCUGUUCAACGGCAGCAUCAUCCUCACGCCAUCCGCCAGCAGCACAUGGGGGGCAGCCGUGGUGCAGACGCCCAUCCGCCUCUUCCACUUCAUCGACAGCCCCAGCCCGUGCGGCACCCCCUUUGCCUUCAACGUCUCCUUCACCUUCGCCAUGAGGCCAGCAGAGCAAGUCAUGGGGGGGGAGGGCCUGGCGUUUGUUGUGAGUGCGGCGGCACCGCAAGGGGCAGCAGCAGGUGUGGGGGUGGGAGGGGUGGGGCGGCGGAGUGUGGGAGUGGAGUUUGACUCGGUGCUGAGUGUGAAGCACAGCGACCCCAACGACAACCACGUGGGCGUCAAUGUGGGCGGCUCACCUGUGUCCCUCGCCUCUGCCACGGCCCCUCUCAUCCUCAACGACGCCCAAACCAAGCACGCCUGGAUCCACUACGACCCCACCAGCGGCGGCACUCUCCGAGUCUUCCUCUCCUCCAACCCUGUUCAGCCCCUCACCCCCACCCUCCGCGCUCGAGUGUCCCUCUGCUCCAUCCUCCAGCCUACUGCUGCGGACACCAACUUCUUCUUCAGCUUCGUCGCAACAACGGCGGAUACGGCUCAAGAAAACAUCAUAUUCAAGUGGGAGAUUGUUACAGGUUUACCACCAUGCCUACCUCCCAAUGCACAAGACCUGGCGCUGGGGUUUGUGUUGGACGAGGACUCCUUCUCAUCUCAGGGCUUCAAUUCCGCCUUCCACUAUGCCAGUGCGGGAUUCGCGCCAGCGCAAGACAACAGCCCCGCAUGGCUUGUCAAGUCCUUUGCCUCCUGGGCCUUGCCUCAACCUGUCUGGCCUGUCAAGAACCAAAGGGGCUGCGCGGACUCGUGGGCGUAUGCCGUGGUGGCAGCGGUGGAGGCAGCCUACAGCAUUGCCAGCAACUGGUCACAGCCCCCCGUGCUGUCGGUGGACCAUCUGCGCCUCGCCCUCUCCUCCAACUGUGACGGGGGCUCCCCCACCAAGGCGCUGCAGUUCCUCCUCAACGCCACCGCCCAGGGCAGGGGGCUGCUGGAGCAGGCAGCUUACAUUGCCUCCUCCAUGAAAGCCAUGAGAUCUCUGGGACGUACAGCAGCUGGCAAGGCCAGCACGAGGUACUAUGGCGUCCGGGGCAUCGAGCGCACGGCCUUCUACGGGUGGUUUGGGCUCAUGCUGGCAGUGCAGCGCCAGCCAGUCAUUGUGCACAUCGAGGCUUCCGCACCCUCCUUCCAAGACUACGAUGGGAGUGGUACCUAUGCUGACGAGGCGUGCUUCACGAAUCAUCUCAAUCACGUGGUGCUGGUGGUGGGCUACCUGGUGUACGGAGUUGACUCUGCUAAGCCCGACCUGCUGCCACCCUUCUGGAUCAUCCGCAACUCAUGGGGCGCAGAGUGGGGCGACCAGGGCCACAUGCGAAUGGACAUUCGCAGUGGCGAUGGCAUCUGUGGCAUCAACACUCUCCCGGGGCUCUUCCCCGUCGUCAGAAUGCCUGCCGACCCCUGUGGCCUGCGGUCCUACAAGAUUGGGAGUCUCGGCCCUGUCUUCAACCCGUGUGGCCAGUUCAACUGCAGCACCAAGGGCACUGGCAAUCGCUGCAAGUGCUCUGAUGCCCGCUUUGCUGAAGUGAAGAACACCGAUGGAUCCUACACCUGUGCCUAUGUGGACGUGUGUGGGUCCAGCAGUCGAAACCCGUGUGUGGUGGGCACGUGUGUGAACGAUGGCAGGGGCAGCUACUCCUGUGUGUGUCCCAGGGGCUUCAUUCAGGGCACCAUGAUUGGUGGAGGCUUCUCUUGCACCCCUGGCCAGGCACAGGGCAAGUACAAAGUGCUGGGUGCCAACGUCUUGUGCUCGCACAUCACGACUGUCUUCAGCCUGCCGCUUGCUGACUUCCUGCUGCUCAACAAGGGCGUUUCUUGCUCCAAGCCUCUGCGCAUCAACACUGAGGUUUAUGUGAUCUCCAACGCCCGGGACUGCAGUGUCUUCUACACCACCAGUGUAGGUGACACGUGUGCGGGGGUGGGGCGGCAGGUGCAGCUGUGUGGGGAGGGGGCGUCGGAUGCGGCGUGUGAGACUGCAUUUCAGGCGCUCAACCCCGCUGUGGACUGCUCGUCCCUGAAGCCCUCCCAGGCGGUGUGCGUGGAGAGAGACCCCUCCAAGGCCAACCGCAUAGCUGUGUGCGACGAGUUCCUCCGGCCCGGGACAGAUGACACGUGCAGCAGCAUCAGGGACAAGGCAACCCCUCCUCUGAGCACGCUGGAACUAUACCGCCUCAACCCCGGUAUCGACUGCAACCAGCCCUUUCCGGCACAAAACUUUGAUUUCAAGGGGUCUCUUGAACAGCAGAUCUGCACCAAGAGUUCAAGUUCCUUUGAAAUUGGGACUUGUCCAACCGACAACGAGUAUUUCUUCAUGCCGACAGACACCUGCAAAAGUGUUCAAAUUGCGCAAUUCCAUGGAAUCAAGGGGUGCUACCGGAAGAUGAAUGGGUAUGAAUGUGUAGAUAAGAUGAUCCCUGGAACAAAAGUUUGUUUACCAAACUACGACGGUGCUCGGAUUGGAAAGUGCUCUUUUUAAGAGUCGCCAUGAUAGUGUUUAUGGGACCCAUAUUCUAUU
Messenger RNA from Closterium sp. NIES-67, 4300 nucleotides. Lineage: Eukaryota; Viridiplantae; Streptophyta; Zygnematophyceae; Desmidiales; Closteriaceae. The record is from the annotation of a GenBank genome assembly.